GUCGUUAACGCCCCCCUCGGCCCCGAUCAGGAAGUGAAUCUGUGGGAAAUAGAAAAACGGUCCCUAGAAUGACAUAGAAGCGGGUGAGGUGGGGUUGACCGAGACACCGGGACUAACGCAGGACUCGACACCUAUUUGGCUUCACCCAGGUGCAAAAGCACGUUAUCUUUGGGAGGCAUAAAAGCACCGGAGAAAAUGCUGAUUAAAGAAUUUCGAGUGAUCCUACCGAUUUCUGUGGAGGAGUAUCAGGUCGGGCAGCUGUACUCAGUAGCGGAGGCCAGUAAGAACGAGACGGGUGGAGGAGAGGGCGUUGAGGUCCUGAAGAACGAACCAUACGAGAAGGAUGGAGAGAAGGGACAGUACACACACAAAAUCUACCACCUGCAGAGUAAAGUCCCGUCAUUUGUACGGAUGCUUGCACCAGCGUCAGCACUGAACAUUCAUGAGAAAGCUUGGAACGCCUACCCAUACUGCCGUACAGUAAUUACUAAUGAGUAUAUGAAAGAGAACUUCCUCAUCAAGAUCGAGACGUGGCACAAACCCGACAUGGGACAGCAGGAAAAUGUUCACGGUCUAGACCCAGACACCUGGAAGAAGGUGGAGGUGGUGUACAUAGACAUCGCAGACCGGAGUCAGGUGGAGCCAAAGGACUAUAAACCAGAUGAAGACCCGACUAAGUUUAAGUCUGUAAAGACUGGAAGAGGGCCGCUCGGUCCGGAUUGGAAGAAAGAGCUACCUAAAAGGACCGACUGCCCACACAUGUGUGCCUACAAACUGGUUACUAUCAAGUUCAAGUGGUGGGGCCUGCAAAACAAAGUGGAAAACUUUAUUCAAAAGCAAGAGAAGCGCUUGUUCACUAAUUUCCACCGGCAGCUGUUCUGUUGGAUUGAUAAAUGGAUCGAGCUGAACAUGGACGACAUCCGCAGAAUGGAGGAAGAGACCAGGAGGGAACUGGAUGAGAUGAGAGUGAAGGAUCCAGUGAAAGGCAUGGUGGCUCUUGAAGACUGAAGCUGCUGUGUGUUCCUGGAUGCUGCGGUUCAGAAAGAUCAGACCUGAACUACUGGAGACCAGCAGCAUCACUCCCCCCAAUCAAAUCAAAGCAACAUGUCUUUUUAAUCAUAAUCAAAGUCCUUCAUCCAGCUCUUUUGGUGCAGUUUGUCCUGAGCAACCUUCAUAUCCUCCUUUCAGUCUGACAGUGGAGCACACUGACUAGUUAAAUAAGCUAUUAUUCCGGUUCUAAUAUCAUGCCCAGUUUAUGAAGUCUACCUACUUAAACAAUUACAGGGACGAUCAGCAGUUCGUCAUUUAUGAUGUCAGAUCAUUAACUUAAUAAGUGGAGCUCGGCAGAAUUGUGUUUUAAGAUGAGUUUAAUGUAAAGCAGAUGAUAUUUGUGUGUGUGUAUAUUCAGAAUAUCUACUGGCAGUUGAAUUAUUGUGACAGAUGUAUAAACAGGGUUAAGUAAUUAUUCUUCUUAUUUUUUUUUUUGUGUGGACCAAGCCAGUUUUCCUUGUUUUGUUCCAAUCUGUAGUGAUUUGUUUUAAUUUCAUUUUAGCCAUUUUUUAACCUAUUUACCAGCUGAUCCAAGGUGUAAGUGUGUCUCUUUAUAGUGUAGUAGGCUACUGUACAAUCACAGUCGUGUCAGCCUGGCCAUUAAUUUAUUCGUAACAUGGAUUAUGGACUGCAAGUACAGUUCAUAUUUAAAUGCAAAACCCAGUUUAUUAUAAUCAGCUGAUCGAACAGUAUCACAUGUUUGAAAUAAGCUCAAGUUAAAAGUAUUCUUGUUUGUUAAUCAGUCAAUAUGAAUGGUUUCAUUGUCAUUUCUUCCAGUUUCCUUGUGUGUGCUAUUUUAGUCAAGUUAUUAUUAUUAUUAUAAUUUUUUUU
Molecule: messenger RNA, 1881 nt
Organism: Carassius auratus (goldfish)
Lineage: Eukaryota; Metazoa; Chordata; Actinopteri; Cypriniformes; Cyprinidae
Product: phosphatidylinositol transfer protein alpha isoform
Exons: 12
Coding region: 196-1008 (270 amino acids)
Biological process (GO): phospholipid transport
Cellular component (GO): cytoplasm
Molecular function (GO): phosphatidylinositol transfer activity; phosphatidylcholine intramembrane carrier activity; phosphatidylcholine binding
Source: RefSeq, a predicted model, not a curated record